UCCUUUUCUCCUUCCCCGAGAGAAAGAGGAAGGAGAGUUUUCUCCGUGUCUGCAGGAACGCGUCUUUCUGGUUUAAAAGAGAAAAGAGAGAAGAAGAAGAAAGAAGAAGAAGAAGAAGAAGAAAGGAUGUCGAAGGAAGAACCAGCCGUUGGGGUUCCGUACGCCUAUCCGGCCCCGACGAAUCCACCACCAUAUCAGCAGCAGUAUUUCUACACGGUCAGCAAUCCCCAUCAGGCUGGGAUCAUCCCCUCCAACGCGAUCUACGGUGACCCCAAGGGGAUUCCAAUCCAGCAGACCAUCUUCCGAGACACCCCCGCCCCCUUCAAUUGCGUCUACUGCGGGGAGUCCGCCCUCACCACCGUCAGGUCCAAGCCAAGUCUGGCUGCUGUUGUCGGUUGUAUGAUGCCUUUUAUGCUCGGAGUUUGCUUUCUGUGCCCUGGAAUGGAUUGUCUCUGGCAUAAGUACCACUAUUGUCCAGCCUGUGGGCAGAAGGUUGCUGAUUUUGAGAAAAACGAUCCUUGCGCUGUGGUCGAUGCUUCUCACUGGAUUCAGGAAAGCUUUGCAUUGCCUGCCUAAAUUAGCAUAUACUCAAGGUCAUGUUUGAAUAUCCGUUGUAAAAAAUAGUUGGUUCUAAGAUACAUGAAAAUUCGUAAUAAAAGCUCUUGUUCCAGAUC
Molecule: messenger RNA, 674 nt
Organism: Nymphaea colorata (pocket water lily)
Lineage: Eukaryota; Viridiplantae; Streptophyta; Magnoliopsida; Nymphaeales; Nymphaeaceae
Product: GSH-induced LITAF domain protein
Exons: 3
Coding region: 127-576 (149 amino acids)
Molecular function (GO): zinc ion binding
Source: RefSeq, a predicted model, not a curated record